Messenger RNA from Brassica rapa (field mustard), 6319 nucleotides. RefSeq names its product cullin-1-like. NCBI's taxonomy places the organism in Eukaryota, Viridiplantae, Streptophyta, Magnoliopsida, Brassicales, Brassicaceae. Gene Ontology annotation, biological process: ubiquitin-dependent protein catabolic process. Gene Ontology annotation, molecular function: ubiquitin protein ligase binding. The record is from RefSeq and is a predicted model, not a curated record.
AACCAAAAACUAAAACUAAAAACUAUUGAAACAAUCAUCACCUAAAACUAAAGCAAAAACUACAAACAAUCAAGCUCUAAUUUUCUUUUUGAAAUUAUUUAAAAAAAAUUCUAAAAUUUUUAAAUAUUUAUUAAUAUCCUAAACCUCACCUUCCAAACCCUCACCCCUCAACUAUAAACCAUAAGUCUAGAUUAGUUAAUCCUAAAGUUAUAAAUGUAUGUUUACCUCUUUAAAAUUGAAAGUAAAUAUGGUUAAAGUAAACAUGAAAAAUGGUAUUAGAAAUGUGGUUGUUUAGAAAAUUUCCUAAGAAUUAACAUAUUAUUUAGGAAAAUAUAAAUCAUAAAUAAAACAAGGUAUUUUCCAAAUUAUCUCUUUUAUCAAUGAUACCAAUUUCAUAAAUAACUAAACUGCUCAAAAGAUUGGGGGACACGUGGCGUCUAUAUCAAAAUUUCUCAAACGAUAAAUCUUUCUCUCCGAAAAAGCAGGUGGAAUACGUAAUACCAACUAUUUUAUCUCCGUAUAAAUUAAAAGAACAAAAGUUACAAACUUGUUUCCUUUUUAAGUGGGAUUUUCCUCUUCUUAUUUAAAUCGACUUUACUUGUUACCAUGUGAAUAAAAGUUCACUUGUUUCCUUUUCUAUUAAUAAUAAUGAAUUGACAUAUUAUUUUAAAUAAAAAGAGGAUAUCUCAACAGUUAUAUAUAGAGAAUAUAUCCAGAACGACUUUAGGGUUUUGAUUCUCUCUUGGCAUAUCUCUCGGCCACAAAAGCUCAGCCGUUGCACUUUAAUUUCUGCAUGAUGGCCAGGACGAUUGACUUUGCGCAAGGAUGGAGAAUUAUGCAGAUUGGUAUCACUAAGCUGGAAAAGCAUGUGGAAGGACUUCCUGGGAACUCAAUUAAUAGUGAGCAAUAUAUAAAACUUUACACGACUGUCUACGUUAUGUGCACCCAGAAACCUCCUCAUGAUCACACAGAGAAGCUUUAUAACAAGUACUGUGAAGUACUUGAGGAAUAUACUAAGUCGACAGCUUUGCCUUCUCUAAGGAAGACCUAUGACGAUGAAUAUAUGCUGCUGCGAGUACUUCUUGAAAGAUGGUCUAUCCAUAAAAAGAUGGUUAGACGCCUAUCCAGGAUCUUCCACUAUCUUGACCGUUACUUCGUUUAUCGCAAUUCACUCCUAUCUCUGGAAGAAGUUGGAUUAGCAUGCUUCGUUGACAUGGUUUAUAACACGUUGCAACGCAGGGUCAGAGAAGCUGUGAUAGCUAUAGUUGAUAAAGAACGAGAAGGUGAUGAUACUGAUAUUGAUAGGGCGUUACUUGAAAACAUUAAAGACAUUUAUGUAGAGAUUGGAAUGGGUAAUAUGAAAAGAUACGAACAAGAUUUGGAGAGCUUCAUGCUUGAAGGUACAGCGUCUUACUAUUCUCGCAAGGCAUCAAGAUGGAUUCAAGAAUAUUCUUACUUUGAUUACAUUCGGAAGUCUGAAGAAUGUGUAAAGAAGGAGAAGAAGAGAAUGUCUCACUACCUUUACGCAAGCAGUGAGCCAGAGCUGGUUAAGAAAGUAGAGCAUGAGUUGUUUGUAGUGUAUGCAAACAAGCUUCUUGAGAAAAAGCACUCAGAGUUCAGGGAAAUUGCGGGAGGCUUGGAACCUAUAACAAACAUGUUCAAGCAGCAUGUUGAAGACACAGAUGGUCAAGACACGGCUGCAAUCAGAAAAGUGAUUGAGGUACAUGAUAAGUACAUAGUCUAUGUCACAAAGUGUCUCGAGAAUCAAACCAUCUUUCACAAGUCCUUGAAAGAGGCAUUUAAGUUUUUCUGUAGCAAAGCAGUGUCUGGAAGCUCUUUAAGUGCUGAAUCACUGGCAACAAUUUGUGACAGAAUUAUAAUUCUCAAGAAAUGGGCAAGUGAGGAGCUGAGUGAUGAAGCUAUUGAGAAGGUGGUCAAGUUUCUUGCGUAUAUAAGUGACGACAAGGAUCUUUUUGCAGAGUUUUACAAGAAGAAGCUGGCACGUAGGCUGCUAUUGAAUCGUGAUGCUAGUUAUGAUCAUGAGAGAAGGAUCAUUACAAAGCUCAAACAACAGUUUGGUGGGAAUUUUACUUAUAAGAUGGAGGGAAUGGUGACAGAUUUGACAUUGUCAAGACAAUACCAAAACAGCUUCGAUGAGUAUGUAGCCAGUAACCCUGCUGCAAAACCAGGGAUUGAUUUUAACGUCACUCUUCUUACAACUAGUGUUUGGCCAAGUUACAAAACGUUUGACGUGAAUCUACCUAGUGAAAUGGUCAAGUGUGUUGAAAUUUUCAAAGUGUUUUAUGAAGCCAAACACAAACGUAGGAAACUUACUUGGCUCCACUCACUAGACACUUGUCACAUCAACGGAAAGUUCGAUCAAAAGCCCAUUGAUUUGAUCGUGUCGACUCACCAGGCUGCUGUGCUUCUGCUUUUUAACACAAGGGACCAACUGAACUACACUGACAUCCAAACUCAACUGAACCUAAGCCAUGAAGAUCUUGUGUGGGUGCUUCAUUCCUUGUCAUGUGCUAAAUACAAGAUUCUUAUCAAGGAGCCAGCCACAGAGACUGUCUCCAAGAAUGAUGUUUUUGAAGUCAACUCCAAAUUUACAUCUAGAAUGGGCAGAGUAAAGAUUCCUCUCUCUCAUGUUGAUGAACGGAAGAAAGUUGUUGAAUAUGUUAAUAACGACAGGCGCUAUGCAAUUGAAGCUUCUAUUGUCAGGAUCAUGAAGGGCAAGAAAGUAUUGGGACAUGAACAACUUGUUUCUCAGUGUGUCAAGCAACUUAGUGGGAUGUUCAAGCCUGAUGUUAAAGCGAUUAAAACACGUAUAGAGGAAUUAAUAGCGAGAGAUUAUUUGGAGAGGGACAAGAUGAAUCCUAAUAUGUUUAGGUACUUGGCUUAGGGAACAAAGCAUAUAUCUGGUAGUGUUAUCGUCUUGUUGUUUGCUUAAUUUUGCUUUCCUGUUUUUUUUUUUGUUUUAAACACGGUCAUGUUUUAUUCUUGGGAUGCAAUUGACCUUAUGGCGGUUUGUUUCUUGGAUAUGAUGGGAACUGGAGCUGGUUCUAAUAAAAAGUAGAUUUUUUUUCUGAGUCUUCAUUAGCUUUAAAAACUGUGUUCUAUGAUUCUUAAUCCUUUUGUUAAUAGAGUCACAACUGUAUGAUUUGGGUUCAGAAACUACAAUAAGCUACUUAUGGAGAUCUGAGUUUUUAUAGUAUUAUAAUAGAAUGAUACUAAAGCCCUUAAUUAAUAUACCAGAUAGAUUCACCUAUAUGUCCAAUAAGCGAGACCAUUCAUUCACGCUUACAUGGAGAUAGCAUCAAAGGGUGAAAUUCGCCAUGAUCAGGACAAUAUAUGAAACAGGACCCAAGAUGCCCCUGAAAGCUGCUUCGAUUCUCUCCAUGAGACGACUCCACAUUGCAUCUGAGUUGCUUAACAAUUUUUGUCCUUUUCUGUUGAUCUUCUUUGGGCAAGAGCCCAAUGCUUCGUUUUCAUUAAAUUUGUCACUUUCCUUAAAUUUGUUUGAUGGAAAAGCUUCGUUUCAUUAAAAAAAUGAUUUUAAGGAUAGGUCAAGCAAUAAAACUCGACAUGCCGUAGCGGGAGAGAGAGUGAGGCGACAAUAAAGGCGACUAGGGUUUCGUAGCUACUGUCUCCGCCGUCGGUGUGGCCUCACGUCCACCAACAAGAAUCUUCUUCUUCCUUCCUCCUCUUCCUUUCUGUCAUGGCUAUGUUGGUGAUUGCUCGGUUUUCAUCCUCGACGAUUCCGGUUCCAGAUCCAGAUCCGUUCUCUCAGAUCUCUACUUGUUGUGGCUCCACCUCCAGAACCGCCUGACCCAUCAGAUUUGUUCCUUUUUCUAUGUCCACUUUACAUCCUUGAAGCUUCAGCCUCCCCUCGAAAAUCUUGUUCUAGCUUAGACAGUUCAGUUCUUGUGUCUUCUGGAGUGCAGCAAUCUACUGCUUUGUUCAGUUCUCAAUCAUGUCCUAUUCUCGUGAAGAACCCAUGGUUACUUCUUUCUGGACCCUUCGCUCCUUGCAUCAAGCGUCCACAAGGUUUUAAUUAUCUCAAUACGAGUCUCCUUUUACCCUGGAACUAGGUGUGGGCUCGCACCUUGUGUGAGCUAAUAUAUAUUCUUAAUAUUUUUACUAUUAUAUUUAUUUUAUGCUAAUGUAUUUAAUUAGAUAUAAAUAUAUUUAUUGUGUGUUUUCGGUCUUUAUUAACCAAAUCUCAAUUGCUUAUUGUGUGGAAAUAUUUUUCUUAUUGUUUAUACGUGAUUUUUUUAUCUGGAAAUUGAAUCCCAAGUUUUUUUUAAAUAUUAAAGAGUCUACUUUCAAAAUUUUUAGUUUAAGUGUAAGUGCACUCAAUAUGAAGGAACAAAUCUUAAAUUUAGUAAGUACAGUUCUUGGCCAUGUAGAACUAUCCAGAGAACUUGAAUAAAACUCAAUAAUACAUAUCACUGUAAUUUUCAUGAUUGGUUUAAAGAAAUAUGAAACUUGGUUUGCAUACCAAGAAUGUGCAUGUUAAAUAUGUAUCACUAAAUAUUAAAAAUUUAAAUAAGCGUCAUAAAAACAAAACAAUAUUAAAUUAAACUCUGAAUAAAAUUUACAUUGUGUCAUGAAUAGUAAUUAAUUUUAACUUAGUUAAACAUUUUCAUGUUGCAAUGAUAUAUUUUAAGGUUCAACAUUCACAACUUCGCCAAUAAUAUCUAAACACACAAAACAUCAGAAAGGAGAACUUGUGAACAAACAUAUCAUAAAUUAAAUACAUCAACAAAAAAAAAUAUGAUAUAGAAAAUUCACCGACUAAACAUUCCUUUUCAUAUUGACGUCCCAAUAUUUCUUUAAAUUCCAUGAAAUAAUAAUUUUGAACUCUUUUGAAAAAUCAUCACAAGGUAUGAUUUUGGUUGUUCUAUAAAAAUUUAUCUUAAAAAUGAGAGGCGUUUUAUAUUUUAUGAUCUAAUCACCGGAAGCGAAAUUAUGCAGGAUAAAAAAAUCUCCUUGACAUAACUUAGAUCGGAAAUUACAAAAGACAAGUCGCCAAAAGAACAUUUAUCAAUAGAAGCAUGAGUCCCUAGUUGCCUAAAAAAUAAAUUUCAAAAUAAUUGACUAACACCAAAUCGUAUAAUUAAUGUGAAUCAAUAAUAAAAUAAAUUAAUAUUUACGAUGUAUAUCAACCAACACCAAUUCAGUUGAAAUUUUUUUUAAUUUUUUCAUUAUUCUAAAGUAUCAACACAUUUACUCUAAUUUUAUAGCAAUAUUUAGCCGACUCAGUAUCUCCAAUAAGAAAAAGUGAUACAUAUUUCUUUUUCCAAAAGACAAUGUUUGAAGUGUUUCAUAUUAUUUAAAGAUGAAAUUUUGUAAAUUUUGUGUGUAUUUCCCAUCUAACAUAUGAUGAGAAUAUGUACAUUCAUGGCAUAUUGUCGGCAAAUUAUAAUAAUAGAUUAUUAAAAUGGAUACUAAGAAAAAGUCGACAUCAUAAUUCUAUGUAUUAGCAUUUACAUACUACUAUAACUAUAAUACGACCUAGAGUAAGAUAAAUACCACUUACACAUUAUCUAUACUAUCAUUAAGCUAUAAACUAUAUUAAAAUAGAUUAUGUUCCACAUUUAGUAACGAAUAUGAUUUAAAAUUAUCCAGUAACAAAUAUGAUUUUAAAAUAGAAUAAUAAGAAUUGAUCAUAACUCGUCAAAGUUACAUUUUUAAUGAAUAUAUAUGUAUCUAAUUACAAAUCUUGAAAUAGUUGUAUUAUUUAAAUUAAUAACUCAGUUAAAAACUAAUAAUAAAUUAAUGAAUAGCUAAAACCUAAUAAAACAUGACAAAUUGGCAAAAUUAACUUAAAUCAAGGAGAACAUGACAAAUAAGAAAAAAUUUAAAAUAAUUAUAUAUCUAGUUACAAAAUGUAUAGUUAUAUCAUUAAAAUUAAUAAAUUAAUUACCUCAACUAAAAACUAAUAAUAAAUUAAUGACUAAGCUAAAACCUAAAUAAAAAUAUGACAAAUAAGCAAAAUCAAAAUAAUUUUAUAUCUAGUUACAUAUUUUGUAGUUGUAUUAUUUAAAUUAAUAAAUUAUUGGCUCAGCUAAAAACUAUUAAUAAAACUAUUUAUAAAUUAAUGACUCAGCUUAAACCUAAUUAAAACAUGACAAAUAAGCAAAAUUACUUAAAAUCAUGGAAAUCAUGGCAAAUAAGCUAAAUCACUUUAAAACUAUGUAUAGAUUAUGACUCAGUUUAUACCUAAUUAAAACAUGACAAAUAAACAAAAUUACCUAAAAUCAUGGAAAUCAUGACAAAUAGGCUAAAUCACUUCAUAAAUAAUAGUAUAGAU